Molecule: messenger RNA, 961 nt
Organism: Arabidopsis thaliana (thale cress)
Lineage: Eukaryota; Viridiplantae; Streptophyta; Magnoliopsida; Brassicales; Brassicaceae
Product: agamous-like MADS-box protein
Exons: 1
Coding region: 317-724 (135 amino acids)
Source: RefSeq, marked reviewed
GUGUCCCUCAAAAUCUCUGUGAAAUCAAAGAAAGCAGAAUGGGAGGACUAAAGAGAAGAAUUUCGAUUGAGAAGAUUCAGAAGAAAGAGUCACGAGCCGUUUGUUUCUCCAAACGUCGUACCGGUCUUUACAGUAAAGCCGCGGAGCUAUUAUGUCUUCUCUCCUCCGAUUCACAGGUUGCGAUCUUGACGACUCCUUGUUCUUCCAACUCUCACGUCUCCUUCUACUCCUUCGGCCAUUCCUCUGUUGAUUCUGUUGUUUCCGCUUUCCUCAAGGAUCAGGGUCUUGUUCGUAAAGAGAAUCUAGGGUUAGAGUUAUGGUGGAAGACGAGAGUCUUGCUAAAUCGGAGGAUUCGGAGGAGUUGAGAAAAGCGAUUGAGUCGAUGUCUACGAUGUUGAGAGAUCUGAAGGAAUUGGAAUCUGUGAAUAAUUAUCGAAGAGAUCAUCAAGAGGACGUCAAGAUUAACAACGACAUCAAGAUUAAGAAUCUUGUUUCACACGAAACCCUAAAUCUUCAGUUAAGUUCUGCAACUUUUGGCGUUCCUGAUGAUGAUCGUCUCAAAGAAGAAACGGAGAUGGUUGUAUUCGAUGAUCAGAUCUUGGCGAUUUUUGAGAGUAACGACAAACCUACAGGAAACUUGGAAGAUCAAGAGAUAGAUCUUGAUCAAUUCCUAGAUUUUGAUCAACUCAUAGAUUUCGAGGGUUUGAUCGAUGGCGAUUACUAGAGCACUCAAGAGUAUCCAGAGCCUGCUGAGACUCGUCUUUUGAUGAAUUCGAAGAUGGAAGAUGUCUCGAUGGUGAUGAAAAAUCCAAAUCUGUGGUCUGAUUCACAGAGGUUUAGAUGAAAGAUGAUCCUUUUCAAUGAGUUACCACACCAUUGAUGCAGUUUGAAGAUAGCUCAGCAACUAAUUUUCUUAUAUGCUUUUGUAUGUAUUAGUAUUAUAUCAAUAUGUAACUCUGUC